Molecule: messenger RNA, 2638 nt
Organism: Cucumis sativus (cucumber)
Lineage: Eukaryota; Viridiplantae; Streptophyta; Magnoliopsida; Cucurbitales; Cucurbitaceae
Product: protein terminal ear1
Exons: 5
Coding region: 318-2297 (659 amino acids)
Molecular function (GO): RNA binding
Source: RefSeq, a predicted model, not a curated record
AUGGAUUAUCCUACACCAAAUCAAACUCAACCUAACCCUUUUCCUUUUUCCUCUGCCUUGCUUUUAUCUUUUUUUUCUUACUUCAACUUUUUCACUCUCUGAUACUGUAAACAGAAAUCCAUUGCGUUUUUUGUUUUUGUUUUUGUUUCUGUUUCAAUCGUAAAACCCAGAGAAACACAGACGUCGGUGACCACGACGACGUAUUCCCUCUUCUUAUUCUGCCAUGUUUCGUAUUUGAGUACGACGGAAAGACACUAAGACUAGCUAUUCUCUCUGUUUCCGUCCGACCCAUUUGAGGUUUCUUUUUCCCACCGCGCAUGGCGGAAACCGGCGGCGUAUAUGGGCAGUUUCUAGCGGGGAGUUUAGACCCAACAGCUCAAGAGUUCCGGCCAAGAUAUUCGACUACUUUGUUUUUGCCGCAACCACCCCAUCGGGUUUUCUUUCCGUACCCACCAAUUAGCGACGUUCCUCUCCUGCCGUUUUGCGAGACAGGUGUAACUUACCCGCCGUUUACAACGACGGAGUCGGCGUAUGUACCGGUACGGUCGCCGGUGUCGUCGGUUGCGACUCGGUCGUUAGUGGUGAGUUCGGUUCCUUGCGACGUAAGCGAGACGAUGGUGAGGAGGGAAUUGGAAGUAUUUGGGGAGAUUCGAGGAGUGCAAAUGGAGAGAGUUAAAGAAGGGAUUGUUAUCAUUCAUUUCUAUGAUAUUCGCCAUGCCGAGAGAGCUUUGCGAGAGAUUCGGGAUCAGCACAUGCACCAUCAAUGUCGUCUUCGUAACUACUUCAACAAUAACAACAACAAUAAUGGUUUCUUGUUAUCAAAUUCCUCUCUACCUCGCCCUUCUCCGGCGCCUGGCCUCAUCGCCGGCCAUGCUGUUUGGGCUCAGUUCAUCGUUCCGGCUGGGAAAAAUCAGGGCACCAUCGUUAUCUUCAACCUUGACUCCACCGUUUCCACUUCUUGUCUCAGGGAAAUCUUUGAACGUUUUGGUCAAGUGAAGGAGUUGAGAGAGACGCCACUGAAGAAACAACAAAGAUUUGUGGAGUUUUUCGACAUCAGGGACGCCGGAAAAGCUCUUAAGGAGAUGAACGGAAAAGAAAUCAAUGGAAAAUCUGUUUUGAUUGAGUUCAGUCGUCCUGGGGGCCAUGGGAACAAGUUCUUCAAUGCUAACUUAACUACUCCGGCCAUCUGUGGCUCGAAUAAUAUAUACUCCAGGAGUUCAAAAUGCCCACCGUCACGACCUCCCCCUCCGCCGUCGAGAAAUUUCUCUGGUGGGGUAGGUUCAAAUGUUCCACCUCGGUGGUAUUACUCGAAACCCCAUGCUUCCUCUAGGAAAUGGAAUCUCAACAAGGGGAGUCGAAGCCCGAGAAACCCUCGGAAGAGCUCGGAGUCCGAUGAUGUGUAUGAAAAAAUGGGUUCCGUUGAUUUGAAUGCCGGCGGUGAGUGUAAUGAAAUUGAAGAGCGAGAAUCAUUUGGGGUUUUGAGUAAGAUUUUAAAGAACAGCCAUAGUAGUUCUUCUGUUGGUGCUGAUCAACAACAAGUGCAGCCCAGUAGGAAUAAGCUAAGAAAAUGUAGACAAUCCAGGAAGUUCGAUUCUCGAUUCUUGAUAAACGAUAAUGAUUCCGAUUGCAGAGAUUCGAGGACUACUGUGAUGAUCAAGAACAUCCCCAACAAAUACAGUCAGAAAUUGUUAUUGAACAUGCUGGACAAUCACUGUAUUCAUUGCAACGAGCAAGUGGGCGAUGACCAUAACGAGCCACUUUCUUCCUAUGAUUUUGUAUAUCUCCCUAUUGAUUUCAACAACAAGUGCAAUGUUGGAUAUGGGUUUGUAAACAUGACCUCACCAGAGGCUACAUGGAGGUUGUACAAGGCGUUUCAUCUUCAACCUUGGGAGGUUUUUAACUCCAGAAAAAUCUGUGAGGUCACUUAUGCUAGAGUACAGGGACUGGAAUCACUGAAGGAGCACUUUAAGAACUCAAAGUUCCCAUGCGAGAUGGACCACUACUUGCCAGUGGUGUUUUGGCCUCCUCGGGACGGGAGGAAACUGACGGAGCCAAUGCCGAUUGGUGGGCAGAGACAGUCAAUCACCAUUGGCCUCUCAACUACUCCAUCUUGUUCUGGGAAUGAUGAGAUGGAGGAGGGUGAAGAAGAAGAAGAUGAUGUUGCAACAACAACAACAACAACACUGGUUGACCAACAGGAGGAAAGCAUGAAAGGAAACAACAACAGCAGCAACAGUAGCAGUGGAAGCAUUGAUGAAGACGACACAGACGGUGAUGAGUAUGAUCAAGUUUCUUAAAAAUGGGUGCAAAAUGUUGAUAGGAAAGGAAAAGACAUGGUAUAGGGCUAUUCUUAUUAGUCUCUCAUUGCUGCAACAGCAACUGCAACCACCAAUGACUUAGUGAAGGGUCAAAGCUUUUUUAAUUUGGGUUCUUUUUCCCAGGUUAGAAACCAUCUCUUCUUUCUCUUUCUCUUUCUCUUUCUCUUUCUCCUUUUCACAUAUGGAGUGUGUAUUAAAUUUCUUACUCCAUGCUCAGAUGCUGUAACAUUAUUAUUGUAGAAAAAGUCCCAAAAAAAGCAUCCUCCUUGUUGUUUUCUUAUAUGGUUUAUUUUUGAGGUAAUUUCCUUCAUUUUGAUAUA